AUGACCAGAGUAUACUACAAAGAGGCUGUGGGUGCCUUUAUAGUGUUUGAUGUUACCAGAGUAUCAACUUUUGAAGCCAUAACGAAGUGGAAAUCUGACCUGGAUAGCAAAGUUUAUCUUCCAAGCGGUGGACCCAUACCUGCCAUUCUUCUCGCCAACAAGUGUGAUCAAAAGAAGGAGAACAGUAUGCCAAGCUCUUCCCAGCUUGAUCAUUUCUGUAAAGAAAAUGGUUUUGUUGCAUGGUUUGAAACGUCUGCAAAGGACAAUGUUAACAUUGAUGACGCUUCUCGAUGCUUGGUGGAAAAUAUUCUUCAGAAUUGCAAGAAUUUCCCUAUAGAGGAGAAUGAUGUCAGCACAGUACAGCUUGAAAAGGAGCCUUUGACAGCGGAAAGUAAAUCGCUAUGCUGCUAA
This is a messenger RNA of Staurois parvus, 411 nucleotides long. The record is from the annotation of a GenBank genome assembly. NCBI's taxonomy places the organism in Eukaryota, Metazoa, Chordata, Amphibia, Anura, Ranidae.